AAAAAAAAACCCAGAUAUGUGGUGUAUGUUUGCCUCGGGACCUUAGCGAACUUCUCAGAUCUCCAAUUGAAGGAAAUCGCGGCCGGGCUUGAGGCUUCGGGGCGGGAAUUCGUGUGGGUGGUCAGGAGGGAGAAAAACAGGGGAGGAGGAAUUGACGGCGGCAGCGGCGAUGACAACUGGCUGCCGCCGGGAUUCGAGGAGAGGAUGGAAGGGAAAGGGCUGAUAAUUCGGGGGUGGGCCCCGCAGGCGCUGAUUCUGGACCACUUGGCGGCGAGCGGAUUCGUGACGCACUGCAAGUGGAACUCGACGCUGGAAGGGAUCACGGCGGGGCUGCCGAUGUUGACGUGGCCGGUGACGGCGGAGCAGUUCGACAACGAGAAGCUGCUAACUGAGAUCCUGGGGAUUGGGAUCGCGGUCGAGGCGAAGCAGCUGUACGGGGUGAAGGUGGGGAGCGGAGGGGUGGCAGAUACGAUGGGGCGGAUGAUGGCGGAGGAGGGUGAGGAGGCGGCGGAGAUGAGGAAGGCCGGCGAGCUGGGGAGGAUAGCGAAGAGAGCGGUGGAGGAAGGCGGAUCUUCAUAUGCGAAUGUCGGUGCUUUGAUCGGAGAGCCCUUUCAAUUUGAUAAUUAUAAUAAUUUUUAUUUUAUUUAUUUAUUUUAUGGUAAAAAUGAGUUGGACAUGAAAAUAUAUUAA
Molecule: messenger RNA, 690 nt
Organism: Linum tenue
Lineage: Eukaryota; Viridiplantae; Streptophyta; Magnoliopsida; Malpighiales; Linaceae
Source: the annotation of a GenBank genome assembly